Molecule: messenger RNA, 616 nt
Organism: Paramecium octaurelia
Lineage: Eukaryota; Ciliophora; Oligohymenophorea; Peniculida; Parameciidae
Source: the annotation of a GenBank genome assembly
AUGUUAAAUUCAAGUUAGUAUAUUAGUAUUAAGAAUUAUCUAGACACUUCAAUCUUAAGUAUAUUCAGAAAAUUAUUAAGGCAAUUCAAUUUUAUGUUUACUGUCAUUCGAAUCAAAGGAAUAUUAAAGUGAGAUAUAAAAUAAUUAAAAAUAAAUUGUUAUGUAUAAUUAACUACAAUUAUAAAAAAAUAAAAAUUUAAAUAAGGAAUACUAAUCUGAAAUUGAGGUGCUCUUCACCUAUUCUUGUUACAAUUAUUGUGUCUAGUGUCUUCAUAUUUCAAACUUUCUUAUUUAUCAUUUAGUAAUUUAUUUCUGGGUGAAAGCUUAUAUAUAUUAUUCUAAUCAUUGUGUAAGAAAUCACUUUCAUGCAUUUCGAACUAAAAAAGCAUCCUGUUAAAUAAAGAAUGCAAAAACAAAUCUAAGUAAAGUACUAUUUGGUCUUUUUAACCAAUAAGGGAAGGUACAUGUGUAUAUCAAUUUCCAUACUUUUUUUCAUUUUUCUUUCUUUCAUUGUUCUUCUGCUUUUCAUUUUUUCCUUGUGAUGGAGAAAGCUUUUAGAAGAAAACCAAAUAUUCUAAGCUUAAGCAAGUUGAGUGACUUUAGCCUGCUUUGGUGA